Messenger RNA from Plectropomus leopardus (leopard coralgrouper), 1421 nucleotides. RefSeq lists its product as uncharacterized. Gene Ontology annotation, cellular component: cytoplasm. NCBI's taxonomy places the organism in Eukaryota, Metazoa, Chordata, Actinopteri, Perciformes, Serranidae. Gene Ontology annotation, molecular function: glycosyltransferase activity. The record is from RefSeq and is a predicted model, not a curated record.
UUCAGCUGCAAGCUGUCCUACAACCGGAUGACUUCACUUCAGAUUUUAGUGAGUUAAUGUUGGGUCUCUGUGCCAUCUGUGGCUGGAUGGACAAAGCAAAAGUAUUCAAAAGGAAGUUUUUCCUCCUCUUCAUUGCCACCAUCAUCUUCAUCUUCUGUAUCACUGUGAGAACAACUACGAUGUACAGGGCUAUCCCAAAACCACGUAAGGCUGCGAACAGUUGCCCUUUGCAGAUCUCUGAGCAGACCAUCACCCCCCUCAAAAAUACCACGCACUUACUGGUGUCAGCCUACAUGGAUCAGAGAGUGAAAGACUUGGAUAUACGCAUCAUUGGCAUAUUUAGGAGCGACUCUGUCCAACCCCUUUACUGUCUUUUCUGCUGUGCAGGCUCAUUAUCAAAUUCAACUCCAGCAACAAUUUCACAACACACAGACAACUUUGGUUUUCCCUUCAUCACUACAGAUGUCAUGUGUAAGAUUCCUUACAACUGCAGCACUACACAUGUCAGUCUCCUGACUCAGCCAGACAGAGCGAAGAAAGUUAACCAGACUUGGCUUCCCAUCAGAAACCAGAAGAUCAAUGGAAGGAAUGAGAGAAAGUUGCAGUUUAACUUCACUGUCUGUGUGUCCAGCCUGUUUGGAGACUACAACAAUGUGCUUCAGUUUGCACAGACCCUGGAGAUGUACAGGUUGCUGGGUGUGGACAGGGUGGUGAUUUAUAACACCAGCUGUGGUCCAGACCUCGAGCGCCUGCUGCAGAGCUACAGCAAGGAGGGCUUCGUUGAGAUAGUUCCUUGGCCCAUCGACCAACAUCUGAAUCCUUCUCGUGGCUGGCUCUUCUCAAAGAGCGGCGGGGACGUGCACUACUUUGGCCAGCUGACCACGCUUAACGAGUGCAUUUACAGAUCGAUGGCCCGCUCACGCUACGUCCUACUGAAUGACAUCGAUGAGAUUAUAAUGCCAUACCAACACGACGACUUGAUGUCUCUGAUGGACACACUCAAAAAGACGCAUCCAAAUACAGGAGUGUUUUUUAUUGAGAACCAUAUCUUUCCCAAGAAGCAUUUUGAGCCAAGUGGAAGAUUUCACCUACCUCAGUGGAAUGGGGUCCCGGGAGUUAAUAUUCUGGAGCACAUCUACAAGGAGGAACCCGACAGAAACAUAUACCAUCCAUACAAGAUGAUAGUUCAGCCAAGGUUGGUAGAGCGCACUUCAGUGCAUGAAGUGCUCAGGAGUUAUGGACAACAAUUCAAAGUUCCACUGGAGGUUUGUCGGAUCAUUCAGGUCCGUGAGUCGCUGCGAGGAUCGUUAACACUGGAUGAGCUCCAUGAGGACAAAAGACUGUGGGACUUCCAAGAAAAACUAAUUCCCAACGUAGACAGAGUACUGAGGAGAGCGGGGCUGCUGAGCUCAGACGGGUAG